UCUUGUACCUAUGGAGGAAGAUGUGUUUGGUAUUGAGCAUCAAGAAACAAUUGGUAUGGAGGAUUUUGAACAAAUUUUUGAACAUACGCAAUUAGGCCUCGGUGUUAUUGAUACAUACAUAAGGUUUUUGUAUGAAAAAUUGAUGCACCCGAGUGGAUUGAGGCAAAGAUUCGCUUUCUUAGCUCCCUUCAAUACCAACUUAGGGUUGAUCAUAUCUAAACCGGAUGAAGUCAUGGCGUAUGUACUCAACCGUUUUAUGACCACCAUAAAUUCAGAAAAGUUAUUCUUUUUACCGUUUAAUACCGGCAACGGUGGACAUUGGUUGUUGGUCGCGAUUAAUCCUAUCAGAGAAGUUGUAUAUUUUCUGGAUUCCUUACACAAUCCAGUUAGUACAUACGAAGCUAUGAAGGAGUUGGUUGAUACCGCUAUACAAGUUUUUCGAGCACAAAGAGGAAGUCAAGUACCAAAGAGUAAAGCCAACAACAUCACAUGGAUUCGAGUGGAGUGUCCUGGGCAGCGUAAUGAAGUAGAUUGCGGUUUUUACAUGUUGCAGUUUAUGAAAGAAAUUCUUCUUUCGAAACAAAUAGAGAUUCCGUCCAAGUACUUUGAUGACUUCAAGUGUGCUACUUACUCAAGAUCUAAGUUGGAUGAACUUAAGGAGGAAUGGUGUCAAUUCAUGAUUGAGUUGAAAGUUGUAUAGGAUAUUGAAGGGUAAAAAGGUUACAAUUGCUGGCAAGAAGAAAAAGUAGAUAUUUAGCAUCCUUUUGACUUGGAUGUAAUUUUGUGUAAUUGUUUUCAUUGAAUUGGAUGUAAUUUUGUUGUUUUGGAUAAAAAUGUUUUGGAUGAUGCAAUUGUUUUCAUUGAAUUGGAUGUAAUUUUGUUGUUGUUUAUUAAUAUAUUCUUAGCAUCU
This is a messenger RNA of Vicia villosa (hairy vetch), 910 nucleotides long. RefSeq lists its product as uncharacterized. Gene Ontology annotation, biological process: protein desumoylation. The record is from RefSeq and is a predicted model, not a curated record. Lineage: Eukaryota; Viridiplantae; Streptophyta; Magnoliopsida; Fabales; Fabaceae. Gene Ontology annotation, cellular component: nucleus. Gene Ontology annotation, molecular function: deSUMOylase activity. The coding region runs from base 11 to 700 and encodes 229 amino acids. The transcript has 7 exons.